Molecule: messenger RNA, 507 nt
Organism: Fraxinus pennsylvanica
Lineage: Eukaryota; Viridiplantae; Streptophyta; Magnoliopsida; Lamiales; Oleaceae
Source: the annotation of a GenBank genome assembly
AUGAUUGUGAUGGCAAGCACAGCUUUCUUUUUUUCAGCCAUGCAGAUUUCUGGGACAGCUGAGCCAGGUGUCUGGGUUUGCCUCCAGGGAAACACCACUUGUACAAUGGGAUUCAAUGGAACAUUAACAGAACCGGUAGACUCCCAAGGGAGAAGGAUUGAUCAAUUCAAAGAAAUGGAGCUUAAGUUGCACCCAGAUUUGAAAGAAACCUUGAAAAAGCUUUGUGAUGACCCAAAAACCACAAUAAUUGUCCUUAGUGGAAGUGACCGCAGUGUUCUUGAUGAGAAUUUUGGAGAAUAUAAGAUGUGGCUGGCAGCAGAACACGGGAUGUUUUUGCGGUUUACAAAGGAAGGUUGGAUGACAACAAUGCCAGAAAGUCUAAAUAUGGAUUGGGUUGACAGUGUUAAGUGUGCAAACUAUAAGUACGCAGACAUAGAUUUUGGGAGGCUUCAAGCGAAGGAUAUGUUGCAGCAUCUAUUGCAGGCCCAAUAUCAAAUGCUUCUGUAG